Molecule: messenger RNA, 2010 nt
Organism: Gadus chalcogrammus (walleye pollock)
Lineage: Eukaryota; Metazoa; Chordata; Actinopteri; Gadiformes; Gadidae
Product: ATP-sensitive inward rectifier potassium channel 12-like
Exons: 3
Coding region: 1-1662 (553 amino acids)
Biological process (GO): potassium ion import across plasma membrane; regulation of monoatomic ion transmembrane transport
Cellular component (GO): plasma membrane
Molecular function (GO): inward rectifier potassium channel activity
Source: RefSeq, a predicted model, not a curated record
AUGGAGCGUGGUCCCUGGGAGCCACUGCCAGGGGUGAUGGGAACAAGACGAUCCAGCAGGUUCAGCCUGGGGUCCGUCGUCCUCCAAGAAGACGAGCACCGUAAGGUCUCCAGCCAGGGUCUCCUGAACGGCCACGACUCCCCGCCGCGCUCCUCCUCCACCUCCUCCUUGGCCACCGGCGGGAGGGAGGAGCAGCAGCGGGGAGGGAUGAGCGGCUCCAGCGUCCGGGGCGGCCCGACGCUGGGCCCCGCCGGACCGCUGCGGAGCCGCUUCGUGAAGAAGAGCGGCCACUGCAACGUGGUGUUCAGCAACCUGGAGGACUGGAGCCAGCGCUACAUGGCGGACCUCUUCACCACCUGCGUGGACAUCCGCUGGCGCCACCUGCUGCUGCUCUUCUGCGUCAGCUUCCUGCUCUCCUGGCUCUUCUUCGGGCUCAUCUUCUACCUGGUGUCCCUGGCCCACGGGGACUUCCAGAGCCCGUCUGACGUGUCGCCGGCGGGAGCGACCCACGGACCGGACCCCCCGCUGGUCCCAGGGGGCCGGAGGGAGCGCACGCCGUGCCUCCUCCACGUGCACGGCCUCCUGGGCGCGCUCCUGUUCUCCAUGGAGACCCAGACCACCAUCGGCUACGGCUGGCGCUGCGUGACGGAGGAGUGCCCGGUGGCCGUGGCGACGGUGGUGGUGCAGUCGGUCGUGGGCUGCAUCCUCGACUCCUUCAUGAUCGGCACCAUCAUGGCCAAGAUGGCGCGGCCCAAGAAGCGGAACCAGACGCUGAUGUUCUCGCGGAACGCCGUGAUCGCGCUGCGCGACGGCCGGCUCUGCCUCAUGUGGCGGGUGGGGAACCUGCGGCACUCGCACAUCGUGGAGGCCCACGUGCGCGCCCAGCUCCUCCGGCCCUACGUCACGGAGGAGGGCGAGUUCGUCCCCCUGGAGCAGAUGGACCUCAACGUGGGCUACGACGAGGGCACGGACCGCAUCUUCCUCGUGUCGCCGCUCGUCAUCGUCCACGAGAUCGACAAGGACAGCCCGCUGUACUCGCUGAGCCGGGCCAACCUGGAGGCGGAGCACUUUGAGAUCGUGGUCAUCCUGGAGGGCAUGGUGGAGGCCACGGCCAUGUCCACCCAGUUCCGCAGCUCCUACCUGGCCCGCGAGGUCUUCUGGGGCCACCGCUUCGAGCCUGUGAUCUGCGAGGACCGCGACCGCUACAGGGUGGACUACGCGCGCUUCCACCAGACCUACGAGGUGCCGUCCACGCCGCACCUCAGCGCCAAGGAGCUGGACGAGGCCGCCAGCCGGCCCCCCUCCGCCGGGACGACGCGACCGCCACCGUCGGCCAAGGAGGCGCCGAGCUCGUUCUGCUACGACAACGAGGUGGCGCUGAUCUGCGGCGAGGACGACGACGACGAAGACGACGACGACGACGAGAACGACAUCUUUGACUUGCGCCGGACGCUGUCGUCGCCGGGGGGGAGGCGGGAGGAGAGGAGGACCUCGGUGACCGUGGACCUCCCGAAGGCGGGACAGGACUCGGCUGCCUUGACGACGGGCCGCCAGAGCUUGAUGUGCGUGCUGGACAUGGACAACCACCAGAGGGAGUUCGAUAUGCUGCAGACGGCAAUUCCGCUUGAUCCACAGUCCUACAAGAGCGAGCAGGAGAUGUAGAGGUCUGAGGGACACUGGACGGGGAAGACUGCUCGGGGGUUGUUCUCAGCCUUGCUUCUGUUGGUUGAUGUUUGGGGUUGGAGAGUGGGAUAUAUCUAUUUUACUGUAUGGUGGAGAAACUAGAAAACUGAUUGAUUAUUAAACCACGAUGAGCCGUAUUGAGGCAGUGGUCAUUCAAGAAAUGAGAUUUUGCUGAGAAGUGAACUUGAUUCCGACUGAAUAGUCAUUCUCCAUCGCAUAAAAACCUCAUGACAACAACAUUAAGACAAGAUACACUAGACGGUUGUCUGAUUAAUGCUCAAAUGCUCCUCUAUUUCCAAGUCCCUGAGAGGCCAAAAUGUGAGGACU